Molecule: messenger RNA, 1337 nt
Organism: Daktulosphaira vitifoliae (grape phylloxera)
Lineage: Eukaryota; Metazoa; Arthropoda; Insecta; Hemiptera; Phylloxeridae
Product: RING finger protein 121
Exons: 8
Coding region: 200-1165 (321 amino acids)
Cellular component (GO): endoplasmic reticulum membrane; Golgi membrane
Molecular function (GO): metal ion binding; ubiquitin protein ligase activity
Source: RefSeq, a predicted model, not a curated record
UAAAUAAUUUACAAAUACUUUAUAAGCCAAUUAUUUUUAUUGAAAUGCUAAUUGUUAAACAUUGUACAUUAAAAUUUAAUAAUUUUGGUUGUUGUUAACGAUUCAAUAAUAUAACAUAAAUUUUAGGACCUGACCUAAUUUCAGAAUUGUUCAUAAAUUGUACAUAUUGUUCUUUUAUUAUAAUUCGCAUUAUUUAAAAAUGGAAGAAGAAAACAUAACUGUGAUUCUUAGUAAUUCAGCUGAAAAUAUAACAAAAAAAAUGACUCGUGAAGAAAUAAUGAGAGAAGAACAUCGAAAAUUACAUGAAGCACAUAAAGGUCAUGAAUCAAUGCAUGCUGAAAUGCUUUUAAUUCUUAUGGUUACCAUGAUUGUUGCCCAGAUAGUAUUAAUUGAAUGGAAAAGAAGACAUUUUAAAUCUUUUCAAGUUGUAACAUUUAUUGCAUUGUGGAUUAUACCUUUUGUUAUGUGUUUGCGUAUGUCCUAUUGGAGGUUCAUAUUUUUUUGGAUUUUGUUUUCUUUAGUAACAACAAUUGUUGUACGAAAAGCUUUACAAAAACCAUUAAAAGGAUCAACUCCAAGAUUGGUGUAUAAAUGGUUCUAUUUUAUCUACAAAUUAACAUAUGUGGUGGGCAUCAUCGGUUAUUUCAUUAUGGUAGCAGCAUUUUUUGGUCUCAGUGUCAUUUUCAAUGUAAAUCCUGCUGUUUGGAUGGAUUUUGGUUUAAUCAUUAUGUAUUAUGGACUAUAUUUUGGAGUAUUAGGGCAAGAUGUUGCUGAAAUUUGUGCAUCUGCCAUGGCUGCUCAUUUAGGAUAUUACACACCACAAGGGAUGCCCACCAGAAGUUUAGAUAAAAAUAUUUGUGCUGUAUGUGGAAAUAAACUCUUAUUGAAUGCUGGAGAAGAAGGCAUAAUUGAAUCUACCUUCCAAUUGACCUGUGAUCACACAUUUCAUGAAUUUUGCAUAAGAGGUUGGUGUAUUGUUGGAAAAAAGCAAACUUGUCCAUAUUGUAAAGAAAAAGUUGAUCUCAAACAUAUGUUCCGUAAUCCAUGGGAAAAACCACAUGUUUUGUAUGGUCAACUAUUAGAUUGGUUACGAUGGUUUGUAGCUUGGGGACCAAUUAUUAUGAGUAUAAUACAAUUUAUAAACUAUAUUUUGGGACUGAAAUAGGUUAAUAAAACUAUUGAAAAUAUUUACAGUGUAUUGUAAUUUAUACUUUGUAUACUAAUUUGUUCCUUUCAUUAAAAUAUGGACAUAACUUUUACAUAUAUAUUUUACUCAAUUAUAAAUUUUGUUUCAAAUAUCAUAUUUAAUGUAUUUAAAAAUAUACAAUGAAGCUUAA